Messenger RNA from Lytechinus pictus (painted urchin), 3754 nucleotides. RefSeq names its product galactose-3-O-sulfotransferase 3-like. The record is from RefSeq and is a predicted model, not a curated record. The transcript has 2 exons. Gene Ontology annotation, cellular component: membrane. Lineage: Eukaryota; Metazoa; Echinodermata; Echinoidea; Temnopleuroida; Toxopneustidae. Gene Ontology annotation, biological process: glycolipid biosynthetic process. Gene Ontology annotation, molecular function: galactosylceramide sulfotransferase activity. Bases 4 to 1089 code for a protein of 361 amino acids.
AGGAUGCCAACAGCCCUUGGUCAUGUUGGUCGCAUGCCGACGGAACCUCCCUGCCAACCCCAUAACAGGGUAGUCUACAUCAAGACUCACAAAACUGGUUCCACAACAAUGUGUUCAAUCUUCGAUCGAUACGCCUUCGACAGAAACCUUACCGUCCUCGUGCCAAAGAGUUCGCACUUCGUGAACUGCAAGCUCCUAUUCACCGCCAAGAAUAUUGCUGUAGACAAGAUAGGCUCUAAAAAAACUCGAAAGGGCAACUGGACUUUCGAAACGGGAUAUGAUAUGCUGACCAAUCACGCUCGUCUCAACAAGAAGGAGAUGGACAAAGUGUUCCACAAUGCCAGCUACGUGACUAUCAUCCGGGAGCCAGCGGCCCAGUGGCAGUCGGCAUUUAAUUACUUCGAGGUUUGGCAAUCUUUGCCCCAGUCUAAAGCACCCAUGGACCUCUUCCUCUCCGAGCCGAAAAAGUAUUUCUCUCACGUUAUGGGUAAGAAACAAUACUACAAAUUUAGCAUGCACAACCAGCAACUUUUUGACUUUGGUAUGGAACAUAACGACACCGACGACGAAGAGAAAGUCAUGAAUAAAAUCAAAGAGCUGGAUUCCGUUUUCGAUCUCGUCAUGAUCACGGAGUACUUCGAAGAAUCUCUCCUCUUGCUUCGUAAGAUGUUAUGCUGGAGCAUGGACGAUUUGAUAUAUCUGAAGCACGGAGUUCGCUCUUCGAAAUAUCGGCAGAAAGACAACUUCACGUUGGGUGAUAAGAUACGCGAGUGGAACAAGUCAGAUCUUUUGCUCUACUCUCAUUUUAACGAAACAUUUUGGCAAAAGGUCCGAGAAUACGGACCGUCAUUUUCCCAGGACUUGGCAACUCUGAAAAAUAUGCUCUCGAAUGUUUCUGAUACGUGUCUGAAUAAAACACUUGUAAAGAAAGUUGACCGCAGAUCAGACACAUAUGCCAUGAAUGUGAACGCUCCUGAGAUCUGUGUUCAGCUUACUUGGGGAGAUCCAAAAUACACGAACAUGUUCAGACGUAGGAUGGCCCAACUUAAUGUACCUUCAUAUAACCGGGGACGCGAUCCAUGUUCUUGAAACUUCACAUGAAUUAACAUUAAAUCUCUAUUCGACUUUUAAUUGCAAAUACCAGAUACAUCUUGUGAACGUCGGAUGGCCGAUCUAAAUUUAACUUCCUAUAACCGGGGACGUGAUUCAUGUUCUUGAAACUGUAGUUCAAAUGAAUUGAACAUUUCAUCUCCGUUCACCUGACUAAUUUUUUUGCAGUUACCAGAUACGCUAACAUUAAUUCUGUAGACGUCGGAUGUUCAAUCUAAAAACCCUACCUUCUUAUAACCAGGGACGUGAUUCACGUUCUUGAAAUUUUAGUUCCGAUGAAUUGAACACCUUAUACUCAAAUCGGAGUUACGAGAUCAUUUUUAGAAAUCGAUCGAUCUAAAUGUUCGAGGUACGCAUAGUGUAGAAUAUGCGCAGGUCAUGAUUCGCACAAACAUAACUGUGUAAUGUCCACCCCAUCAAAGUUGAUUUGAAUAAAAAGAGAAAAAUCCAACAAGCAUAACACUGAAAAGUUCAUCAAAAUCGGACUUUAAAGUUUCACCAAAUUUCACAAAACAUUUAAAUGCACAUUCUGGGGAGCGUUUCAUAACAGUCACUAUGGUAACAGUGUCUCUCAGCCAAUCAUAAUCAAGGAAAGUUGUCAGACCUGACAACUUGUCGGACGAAAAUAUCGAUGAAAUGCUCCCCUUGUCGUUAUUAGUUAUUGAGGGUACUGAUGACGUCACCCACUCGUAUUCUAUUAUAUGAAAUAUGCUGAUUUUCUCGCACUUGUCAUGUAAAAUCGGAUUUUAUUCCUCUUGGAUAUGUCGAAUUAACACUGUUUAACAUUAUGUGGUUCAGUAAAGUUUUACAGUAUUGUCAAUUCUGUAAAAAUUGAAAUAUUGUAUAAAUUCAAAGAAUGGGAAAAAAUAAAUAGGGAGGGAUGGACAUCACUGACUCUCAUUUGCAUAUCACUGACUUGUGCAACAGUACUGUGUUGAGAAAAAUAAGGGAAAUCUUAAAAUGUCAUAACUUUCUUAUUUUACAUCCGAUUUUGAUGCAAUUUUCAGCGUUAUGCUUGUUAGAUUUUUCUUUAUUGAUUCAAAUCAAUAUUUUUUGGGGUGGACUUGCCCUUUAUUUCCACCUGAUUAUCACAUGGGGUGCUUUGCUGCGAUAGCUGCGAUCAAACGAAACUCAAAAUAUCAAACGGAAUUUCAUUUUCAACCAAUUAAAUGCUCUUGCUGAAACGUGCCCGUGAUCACACAAAUUGCAUAUAACAUGUAUAAGGGAAGUUAGAAAUACCUUCCUAUAUUUUGCACAAAACGGUUAAGAACUUGCCUUUAACGAAAAUAAAAGCACCCUGUGUCGUGAUUCCAGGACACACUAACUCCCACCUUGAACCCUGUGCAGGAAUUUGACUUUUGUCAUGGGUGUUGUUUUCUCGCCCUUUUAAAAGUACAUUAUCUGUUUUAAAUGAGACCUUUAAGUGAAAUAUGUAUAAAUGUAACUGGGCAGUCGUGAAAGUGUGACAUCACACACAUGUUGGUCGCAUUGCCAACAGGAGGAUGGUCAUAUUGUUAGUGAUCUCGAUAAUUAAUGCUCAUAACUUUCUCAUAAUUUAUUCAAUUUGUCUCAAACUUUCGUUGAUUUUUUAAUUCUCUCUAUUUUUUAUCCAGUUUUGUUUGGUUGGUUGGUUGGUGUUUAUUUUAACGGCGUUUGCAUUCUAAAAUAAUAUUUACGCCUUUUCUGAUUAUUUUUUUUUUGGUUAUUCAUAUAUUUUUACGCCCGUUUUCAAACAGGCGUACUUAUUCUUAUUCCUUCCAAGGGUUUCAUUUCCAUUUGAGUUCAUUCGUUGUUGCUUAUCGUUGAUUUACAUAUUGUUCUGUUUCCUCCAUUACGAAUAAGAUAUAAUUCUUGUGAGUUAUACCGAAGAGCACCAAAGGAAAAAAAAAUGGGGAAAUGUUAUUUAUCACCUUGACGAAAAACGGUAACAGGUCGCUCACAGAUAACGUCAUGCGUAAAUUACGACUUUAUGAAACGGCCGAUAUUGGUAGGCCAAUUGUGUAAAUUGAUGUGAUAUAAUUCGAAUGUAUACACACAGACAGAAAGAGACAAAUAUAUCUAAAUGUCUAUUUGCGUUUUCUUGCUUUCUUAUGUUCGUGCCGGGGUUUUGGGCCGGGCCCGUCGUCUUUAUUGACGCUUCUUAUCUUUUUAAUGAUAUAUUUAUGAUGUUGCUGAAUCUGAACAUAUUUUAAUUCAUCAUCAAACAAAUUAACCUCGUAUCUUCUUCAAGGUUAAGUAGAUAUAUUUGAUGAUUGACAUAAAAACUGGUUAAAAGUCGUUUACAUUCUAUGAACCAUAUUUAUGAAGAUAAAUGUAAACAUGAAACAUGCUUCAAAGUAAUGGUGAGGGAGCCCUAGUAUUGGCUGUUGUUGUUGUUGUUGUUGAAUAUGAUGGCGCUCUUCAAUCUCUCCAGAUUAUACGCGCCAGUCACUUUCGUAAGUAGGACGUCGUCGGCAAAGGAGAUCCAUACGACGUUAAACCAUUGGUGACGAUUAUAUGACAUAUUAAUAUAGAUUAGUCACCCAUCCACCUAUUAUAUUAGUAGGUCCUACAAGAUUAAACAUCUUCGAGGAAUAAUACUUCAAUACAAAUAGAGAAAUUAAAUAUCGCGCGUGCUAAAUGAUUUUUCGUGAAAAAGGGCACA